This is a messenger RNA of Gadus morhua (Atlantic cod), 1500 nucleotides long. RefSeq lists its product as uncharacterized. The transcript is spliced from 2 exons. The record is from RefSeq and is a predicted model, not a curated record. Lineage: Eukaryota; Metazoa; Chordata; Actinopteri; Gadiformes; Gadidae. The coding region runs from base 670 to 1500 and encodes 276 amino acids.
CUCAAAGAUGAACAGCUCCGGGAUUUACCGGAAGGUAAGGGAGGUGAUCGACGUGGAUAGCCGCUAUUAUCUUGUGGGAGCGGACUAUCCACGUUGCUGCAGGUGCUCGCAGCCGGUCUGCCCAUGGAGCUGCGACAUGCUCUCGCAGCUGGAUGUGGCACACAGGAGCCUGUUUCCCGCUGUCCUCACAACACAGCUGGCUCUGGAUAGGAAAGUGAUGACCUUCCUGAAGCCGAGGACCAGCGGGAACAGUUCCUCCUACCUCCAGUCUGCCAUAGAGGAAGGUCACAGCGAGGAGUGGGCACGGCAGACCAUCCGCUACCUGGCUGACUGCGAGCUGCACAAAAAGAUGGCUACAUUUGUCCCCACUGCAGCCAUAUACCCUCCUCCACCACCCUUCAGGCCCCUUCCACUCGCCCAGUGGUUUGAGACCGUCCACUCCAACGACAUCCUCAGCCACGUGGAGGAGAUGAAGGGUGUGAUCACUUCAACCUAUGGGAGAAUCCUGAAAAUGGACUCCACAAAGAAGGUGAGGGUUUCAACAGUAGAAAAAUAUACAAAAUUGUAUAAUUACAACCAAACAGGAAAUUGGUUUACUUCAUAGUGCUUGUGUUUGUUUUACAGGUCACCAAUAAGCUGGCUGGUGCAAUCGGGGACAGUGCCGCCUGGAUGUCGAACAUCGGCAACGAGUUUGGCCAGGUGUUGAACUCUGUGCUGACGACGGGUGAAGGUGCAGGGUUAGAGGAGUUGUGCCAGGGCGUCGUCACCCGGUAUAGGAAUGCGGGCCAACCUGAACCUGAGGCCAUCUAUGUUGAUCGGGACUGCUGCAGCCAGUCAGGUGUGUCUGCAGUGGCGAAACUCUUUCGCCCAUGGAGGUCUGCAGUGCGCCUGGAUAGCUUCCAUUUUAUGAGGCGCUUUAACUGCGGCCUCACAACCGAACACCACCCUCUCUAUGGCACUUUUUGUGCCAAGCUUUCCGCCUGCAUUUUUCUCUGGGACCAGGAGGAUGUGCAACGCCUGAAGGAGGCCAAGAGAGCGGAGUGGAAGAGCAGCCACAGCGGACAUACUCCCACUGACGACCAGCUCAUGGCCACCAUCAGCUCAGCUGAAAUGAAGAGGCACUGCAGGAGGAGGACGCGUGGAGUGGAGGAGAUGCAGAGCAGUAUUUCAGGGCUCCUGGAAUCAGUGUGGGAGCUCACAGACACCACAGGGCUGCGUCUGGUGAGCCAUGACAGCAUGCGCCACGUGUGGGAAGUACAGCAGAAGCACCUGGAGUGCCUCCAAGACCCUGCAGGUGUUGCACUCUACACAAAGGUGGGGACACUCCAGAAGGGCGGCAAGGAGCUGGACAUCCUUAGGUGUGGUAGGGGGUCCUCCUCCCUGGAGAGUUUCCACCGGCACCAGUGUGCUUUCAUUCCAGGUACAUUUGCAUGUGUUGUGAUUAUUCAAAAUAGCACAAUUACCACUGACGGGUAUUCAUAUGUAUUCACUUUACAAUAA